AUGUCUGAUGGGAAUGAUGAUAACCCGGUGCAAACAAGCACCGAACAAAUGAAAGAAAUAAUUGCCGAAGAAGUAGGAAAGGCAAUUGAAGGCAGUCUAUCCGGGUUUAUAGACAAAAUUCAAGGCACGGUGUUGUCGCUUGUGGAAGAGCGAGUUAAAAGGUUGGAGGAUAUUAUCAACCUUAUGAAAGACAAAACGGGAGAUCGUAAAGGGUGCUCAUAUAAGGAAUUCAUGGCGUGUAAACCGCCAAUCUAUAACGGGGAAGUCGACCCGAUAAUUUGUCAAAGAUGGUUGAGUGACGUCGAAGGAGUGUUUGAACGAACCCACUGUGACGUAGGUGAUUAUGUUGCUUACGGAACCGGCCAAUUGAGAAAUCAAGCCAAGGAUUGGUGGGACAAUAAGAAGAAGGAGAUCGGAGCCGAAGCGGCAAGGGUCAUGACUUGGGAUGAGUUUAAGCUCAGAUUUUGUGACGAGUUAGUCACCACUGAAGAACAAAAGAUAUAUUACUAUUACAACAUGCUGAGUGCUGAGUACCGGGAAUUUAUGACUCCGUCAAAAUACGAAACCCUCACGGAGAUUAUCAACACCGCCCGGGAACGGGAAAUCGAGUUAAAGAAACAAGUGGAAAGAGGUGAGCGAAGGGCACAUGAUGUGAAUCCAAGCCCUACAAAGAAAGCCCGAACGGGAGAAUCGGGAAAGAAGAUGGAUGUUAAAGGUGGGUCGCCAAGUUGUAAAGUCUGCGGGAAGGGACACAAGGGGGAAUGUCGAUUCAAAGACAAGCCAUGCCCCAUAUGUAAUAAGACGGGGCACACGGCCUCGCUAUGUCCGGGAAAGGUAUCGGUUUGCUACAAUUGCUAUCAACCCGGCCACAAAAAGUCCGAAUGCCCGGACUUAGUUGGAAAGAGAGAUGCUAAGGAGUCUCCGGCAGAAGCCCCCAAGGCGAAGGCUAGGUCCUUCCAACUUACCGCAGCUGAAGCGAAAACAGAACCCGAUGUGGUUUCAGGUGAAUAUCAGGAGUACCGGAUGAAGAUCAAGCUCAACGUAGAACCGAACACGAUGCAGUCACAAGCUUUCGCGUAUAGUUUAGUUGUUAUUUCAAAACAACAAAUUUUUACCGGUCAUGAUGUAACGUUAUAA
This is a messenger RNA of Helianthus annuus (common sunflower), 1137 nucleotides long. RefSeq lists its product as uncharacterized. NCBI's taxonomy places the organism in Eukaryota, Viridiplantae, Streptophyta, Magnoliopsida, Asterales, Asteraceae. Gene Ontology annotation, molecular function: nucleic acid binding; zinc ion binding. The record is from RefSeq and is a predicted model, not a curated record. Bases 1 to 1137 code for a protein of 378 amino acids. The transcript is spliced from 3 exons.